AUAAAGCAGAAUUCGCUACCAUGUUGAAGAUUUCCAUAAUAAUGCUCUUAGGGUCUGCACUAAGCUACGUCUUGGCUGCUCCCGUUUAUCAUCUAAUACCAGCAACACCAGUAGUAUCUCUUCCAGAUACCUGUCCAGCUGUGCAAUUUCCAAUGGAACGACCCGCCCACUUACAAACAGAAGACAUCCUUGGCCAUGCAUCAAGCACUGGCAUGCAUCCAGCUGACCCUCAAUUGACAAUGGACCCACCCGACUACCUGCCGAAGGAGGUACCCAGGAAAUUGACUGAUGAAGAAAGAAGAAAGAUCGUUGACAUUCUGAGGAAUUACCCACCGGGCCAUGCUUAUCGGAUCAAUGAAUCUCCAUACCCCAUCAGACUUGCGAAGGCUUAUUGGGAGAGAGGAUGGGACGGUGGUAGGGUCAGGGUUUAUGACGAGAAUGACAUCCUAUUACAUGAUACAGGAUACUUUCAUUUCAAUGCAGGGUCAAUUUUGAGGGAAAUGCAGAAGAGUAGGGAUAAGAAGUCUAAGCGAAAGGCCAGGUGUAGACGCAAGCGCAAGCGCCAGGGCAAGAGCAAGUGAGGACAACGGCAGGCUAAACAAUCUCUCAAGUUACAGUGUUCUAUUCGUUUUGGUUGGAUCAACUGUGCCAAUUUGCGACUCGAAAAUCGAUUGUUUACUCUUGGCUGUCAAGAUCUUUCAACCAACUAAUUCACAUUGGCGGAAGGCCGACCAAACCUAUGACUGUUAUGACUUAUUUUAUUCGGUCAUUCGUGGGUUUUGGAUCUUGUUGGCAAACGUUUCAUUCUUGUCACUCAGAUUUCCUUGCUAUCCAAAUCGAGACAACUGUGUCCAAAUUGUCAUAAGAUUCAGAAUCUUUCCUAGCUCUCUGUUUCUCAUUGUACUUCCCUGCACUCCCUCCAGUCUACUCUGUUUAAUUUUGUUUUGCAUCGUCUAAUAACUUACAACUUACAAGGAGAAAGUAGGCUCGACGGCCUUGAUUGAACAAAGGAA
This is a messenger RNA of Puccinia graminis f. sp. tritici CRL 75-36-700-3, 1013 nucleotides long. RefSeq lists its product as uncharacterized. The transcript has a single exon. The record is from RefSeq and is a predicted model, not a curated record. The coding region runs from base 21 to 581 and encodes 186 amino acids. Lineage: Eukaryota; Fungi; Basidiomycota; Pucciniomycetes; Pucciniales; Pucciniaceae.